AUGAUGUUGGUGCUCCACUUUUCCGACGGUGGUCGUUUGCGGAUUCCAUGCCAGCGGUUCCUCAAGCACGAGGGCCGGGCAUUUUAUCGAGUGGUGCUCAAUGGAAAGCGCCCCAUGCGUGUUCUUGUUCGGGCCACGCGCGCUGUUGGCCGCAAAAAGGGAGACCUCCGCGGAACGCUGCGUGGCACCUAUCGACAGAUUUUCAAGCUCUCGUGUGGUAUCGUUCUCGUGUAUCUGAGCGCGGCUUCGGUGUUCACGCACGUGCUUGGCUCGAUUGUGGUGCUGCCGGCCGUAUAUGUUGGUCUGACAGUUGCAGUGUUGGUGUUUUCGGUGGAAGUCUUCUUCCCGGGCCAAGUGGUUACGGCAAGGCAGAUCAAACCAAAGGAUGAACAUCAGCUGGGCAACUGGAACUUUACCAUUGUGGCCCUCGAAGCAUCCGACUCCGAGCGAUUGGAAAAUACUAGCAAUAAGGCAAUGCAGGAAGCGGCAGCUAUCAAGGUCCCACCAGCUUUCGUCGUGGCGGAGAACGGAGAUGUCGCCAAGGCGACGGAGCGCUACCAGAACACUCUGGCGUGGAGGAAAGAAGUGCUGGCUGACUCCAUUCUAACCAUGCCGCAGACGCACUACGACACUAUCAAAGCGAACUAUACGCAAUUCCUCCACAAGCACGACAAGCUCGGUCACCCGCUCUACGUCGAGAAGGUCGGCUCCAUCAACAUUCCGCAGCUCAAGAAGGCUGGCGUCUCACAGGAAGCGCUGUUCAAACACUAUUUAUUCGCCAUGGAGUUCACGAUCAAGUACGCGGCCCACCAGAUAUGCCCGUGCGACGCAUGUGCAUCCAGUGAGACACAAAAGAUGUGCAUCGUGCUGGACGCACGCGGCAUCGGGAUGCGUGACAUGGGCGGCGAGGCGUUCGAGUUCAUCCGACGCUGCACGAGCGUGAUGCAGCGCCACUACCCGCAGCGGUCGUUCAAGAUCUUCAUCGUGAACGUUCCGUCGUGGUUCGGUAUGGCGUGGAAGGGGGUGAAGCCGCUGCUGAACGAAGCUACCCGCGCCAAGACGAACAUUUUGACAGAGAGUGAAACUGCGGGUGCACUGUUGGAGUUCAUCGAUGCGGAGAGUCUUCCGGUGGAGUACGGCGGUACGUGUUCGUGUGCUGGAGGAUGUGAGACGAGCUCUUCGUAUCAGCGAUUGCAACGAGCGUUGGUGCAGAGUGUGUUGGAAUGCAAGCCAUUUGAAGCAGACGAGCUGAUGCAAUCUAUCGCAGUGGAGCGCUCGGGUAAGAGUCGUUCAAGUAGUGAAGCUGAUGCGUCCUCAUCAGCUACGCCUGCGUCUUCGCCGCCGCCCGUAAUGGGGCCCAUCAAGCGCGAGACGUCUGCCACUGCUGUUCUGGACCAGCUCUUCCGAAUCGGCAGUAGCAGCACCGAUGACGGCUUCACGCUGGACGGAGUGGACGACGAGGGGUUCUGUCGCUCCAUCCCAGCAGGGUUCUUCAGCGAGGAAGUGCUCAAGGCCGGCUACCUGCUCAAGCGGUCGCUGCGGCACAAGCAGUUCAACCCGAUCUGGCACCGCCAGCUCUUCAUCCUCCACCCGCAGUUCCUCCGGUUCGCCAAGACGCUCGACUCGGAGAUCUACCAGAUCGUGUCGCUCACGCACGAUACCGUGGUGCAGAAGACCACCAAGCAGAACAACAGCUUCGAGAUCGUCACGCCGCUGAUGGCCGCCAACGGCCACUCGCUGCUGCUGUACGCGCCGACGCCCAGCGUUCUCAACACGUGGGUAGACGCCAUCCAGGGCGCCAUCGAGCAGAUGAAGCUCCGCGCGCCCACGCCCGCGGCCAGCCCCGAGCGGUCCCCGAUCGUAUCGCCCAGGGCCAAGCAGGAAGCCAGUCCGGAGCCCGACGACCUGCCGACAGCUCUCAAUGCGCACGAAACUCCGAGGUGA
This is a messenger RNA of Phytophthora sojae, 1944 nucleotides long. RefSeq lists its product as hypothetical. The transcript is spliced from 2 exons. NCBI's taxonomy places the organism in Eukaryota, Oomycota, Peronosporomycetes, Peronosporales, Peronosporaceae. The record is from RefSeq and is a predicted model, not a curated record. Bases 1 to 1944 code for a protein of 647 amino acids.